This is a messenger RNA of Kwoniella mangroviensis CBS 8507, 726 nucleotides long. RefSeq lists its product as uncharacterized. The transcript is spliced from 7 exons. Lineage: Eukaryota; Fungi; Basidiomycota; Tremellomycetes; Tremellales; Cryptococcaceae. The record is from RefSeq and is a predicted model, not a curated record. Bases 1 to 726 code for a protein of 241 amino acids.
AUGGAAAGCUCCCGAUACAGCUACGACCAGAGGAAGAACGAUAUGGGCGAUGGGGGCUAUGAGGGUGAACCUUGGGCAAGAGAAGUAGCUGAUGAAGAAAGGGGAGAAGAUGAGGGUUGCUCAGCUGGGGAGUCUAGUGGAGCUUGGGCUGGAAGUGAGGAGGGGAGACAACGAUGGGACGUUGAAGAUGGAAUGAACAGUGGAAUGGACAGUGAAAUGAAUUACGGGUCAACAUGUGAUGAUCACAUCAAUAAUAAUGCUCAUGCCGAAGACUGUGUUUAUGAGGAAGGAAAUGAUGCUGUUGCGGGGGAACAGACCAAUGAAUAUGCCAACCAUUACGCUUACGAAACCACCCAUCAUCAUCAUCAAGACUCCUACGGAUCUGACGAAGGGACUUACGAUCACCCGGGUGACGAUUUCGCUUGGGCAGAUUCUAGAAGAGAGGGAACAGAAUAUCCCGACACUCCUCAUGCGCAAGCUCAAGAACAUCAACACGAAGCAGGACCAUCGCCAGCCAUUGCUUAUAUGUUGCGCGAUGAAGUCGUCCAAGGAGUCCGUGAAGGUAGAGCGAGAAUUGCACUGGCUGAAGUAUUCGGGUGUGUAUCGGAGACUCCCCAUGACGUAGCCUUCAGGGAAUUGAUCAACCAGCUAUCUUCAGACGAGGUAGCCGAGAUGUUCAGAUGGUUAUACUACGAUCUGUUGGAAAGGCUUGGGAAUGAGCACUAG